Messenger RNA from Emiliania huxleyi CCMP1516, 852 nucleotides. RefSeq lists its product as hypothetical. The transcript has 3 exons. Bases 1 to 852 code for a protein of 283 amino acids. The record is from RefSeq and is a predicted model, not a curated record. NCBI's taxonomy places the organism in Eukaryota, Haptophyta, Isochrysidales, Noelaerhabdaceae.
AUGUUGAGCACGGCUGCCAUCCUGCUUCUCUCUGGUCGACUGGUGUGUCUGCUGCGGCUCGCAUGCACUGAAGGCACCGACGACGCGCCGUGGUCUCCUCACUCGAGAGAGCAUCUCGGUGGUGCCGAUGCGGUGGUGGAGGUGGUGGUGGAGGAGGAGGAUGGCGCUGCGGCAGCGCUCCGUGAGGCUGUGCAGCGGGCUCUCGCCAGCGCCGCAGAGGCAGCCGCUUCAGGUGGCGGCUGCUCCGGCAAAAGCCAUGCAGAGGCUUUUGCGGAGGGUGCGGCGCUGGAGCGGUGGGCAGACGAGCUCGAAGAGCUCGCCGAGCUCGCGGAAGCGGCGGAAGUCGCGGGCGAGGAGAUCGGGGAGGAGCUGAAAGCCUCCGGGCUGGUCACAGCCUGGAGCGAGGCCCGUCCCGGCGAGCCUGGAUACGCGGACGAGGACGGGGUGCCGGCGUACCGCGAGCCUGGCCCGCAACGCCACACGUACGUCGUGCUGGAGCUGCGGCCGCAACCUUUGAAGGGGCGCAGGGCCAGGCGCAACGCGCAGCAGAGGUCGGGGGGCGGCGCCACCUCGCAGGCGGCCGAGAGGGCGCUCCUGCGGUCGUCGGACGCCUUCCUCCAGCUGGCCGGGCGGGUCGCCGUGUGGAGGGAGCAGGUGGUGCGGGUCAUGGAGGCGGACGCCCAGGAGGCGAAGGCGGAGGCGAACGCUCGGCAGAAGGAGCGCGUCGCUGCCAUCCUCGCGGGCACGGACGCUGCGGGCGCGGGCGCGGGGGUGGAGGAGGCGCUCAAUUGCUGGGAGGAGGGUGCGUACGAAGCGGAGACGCUGGAGACGCUCGCCGAGUUCGGCGAUUGA